Molecule: messenger RNA, 1851 nt
Organism: Leptinotarsa decemlineata (Colorado potato beetle)
Lineage: Eukaryota; Metazoa; Arthropoda; Insecta; Coleoptera; Chrysomelidae
Product: cytochrome P450 9e2
Molecular function (GO): monooxygenase activity; heme binding; oxidoreductase activity, acting on paired donors, with incorporation or reduction of molecular oxygen
Source: RefSeq, a predicted model, not a curated record
GUAUAUGAUUAAUACAAUAUUGAAUGAAGGUCAGUGUAGUAACACAGCUACUCAUCUGACUCGUUCCCAAGUCCUUGCAAGUUGAAGGAUCAAUUUCGUUUGAAAUUCAGUGAAUCAAAUACAACAGUUUAGUGGUUGUGAUAGUUUUAUAUCAAUUCAUGCUUCAACUCACUUUGGGGGUGGCUAUAGUGGCCGCCCUGUAUUAUUUUAUCUGUGUUAAACCUAUGAGAUACUGGAAAAAUCGUGGUAUUCAGCAAACAAAUCCAAUAUGGCUUUUUGGGGACAGUUGGAGUACACUGAUGAGACAGGAAAGCACAUCAGAUCAAGCAGUGAGAUGUUAUAAUCAGUUUCCAGGAGUCAGAUAUUUUGGAUGGUACCAGUUUUCUCUUCCUACACUGAUGAUCAAAGAUCCAGAACUAAUCAAGCAGAUCACAGUUAAGGAUUUCGACCACUUCACCGACCAUAGGUCUUUUUUUCCUGAAGAUGUAGAACCUCUGUGGAGCAAAAAUUUAUUUGCAUUAACAGGAAAAAAAUGGCGUGAUAUGAGACCAAUUCUUAGUCCAACCUUCACAAGCAGCAAAAUGCGAACAAUGUUUCUAUUGAUAUCGGACUGCUCAGAAAAAUUCGUGAAACAUUUUGUAGAAAAUAAUGAAAACUGUAUUGAAAUAGAAAUGAAGAACAUUUUCACUCGUUUCACGAAUGACGUCAUAGCAACAACAGCUUUCGGUGUUGAAGUCGAUUCGAUGAAACAACCCAAUAACGAGUUCUAUCUGAUGGGAAAAGAAGUAAAUAACUCCACUGGAUUUUGGAGACUUCUCAAGAUUUUUGGAUAUUUCAUAAUCCCCAGCGUUUACCAUUUUUUUAGGAUAUCUGUAUCUCCAUUCACCAAAAAAAUUAGUAUGUUCUUUCGUGAGUUGGUGGAUGACACUAUAAAAUUUCGAGAAGAAAACAAUAUCGUUCGUCCUGAUAUGAUACAUUUAUUAAUGGAAUCCAGGAAAGGGAUCGAACAUAAAGAAGAAAAUGUAGACAUAGGUACAGGUUUUGCUACAGUUGAAGAAAGUUUUAUGGGCAAAGGGAUUUCUGGAAAGGAGAUAACUAAUACAGACAUAACGGCGCAGGCAUUGAUUUUCUUUUUUGCUGGUUUCGAACAAGUUUCGUCACUUAUGUGCUUCAUGGCUCUGGAACUAGCUAUACAUGAUGAUGUCCAAACUAGACUCAGGGAAGAAAUCAAGAAAACUAUAAGUAGUUGUGGAGGAAACCUCACCUACGAGGCCCUAAUGAAAAUGAAGUACAUGGAUAUGGUUGUUUCAGAAACCCUCAGAAAAUGGCCCACUACUGUACUGACAGAUAGAAUAUGCACGAAAGCUUACAUCAUAGAACCACAGAAUCCAGGUGAACAGCCAUUACAUUUGGAAAGAAACGCUAACAUUACCAUUCCAAUGUUUGCAAUACAUCGGGACCCAAAAUACUAUCCAGAUCCGGACCGUUUUGAUCCAGAAAGAUUUAAUGAUGAAAAUAAAUUAAAAAUCAACCCCUAUACUUAUGCGCCGUUUGGAUUUGGACCUCGUAACUGUAUCGGUUCCAGAUUUGCUCUUCUAGAAACGAAAUUGAUAUUUUUCCAUCUUCUCAGCCAUUUUGAACUCGUUCCAGUAAAGAAAACUUGCACACCUUUGAGAGCAUCCAAGAAAAGUUUCAAUUUGGUUGCUGACGGAGGUUUUUGGGUGGGCAUGAGAAAGUUGACAAAGUCAAUGAAGUCAACUUUAUCAACUCAUACAUAGUUGUAUUAUUCCAUUUCAUCUAAUAAUGAAAGCCAUAUAAUAAAUGAUUUCAAGAUACUGAGAAAAAAACAAA